AUGGAUGGGGAGGUCAUGCCUCCGCUUCUGGAAUGUACCGAUAUCCUAUCUCGGCUAGAGAAGAACAUCACCUCGUCUAACCUCGUGGUUGAGAAUGAUGCUGCCAUACCAAAAUCACGACGAAAAGAAUCUUCUAGCUUCCGUGCAGGCCUACAUACUUUACAGCAUCGUUCUGUUGUUUCAGAGCAAUCGACAGAGCCGGACUCACCGAGCAGAUCAAAUCCUUAUAAUAGCCUACAAGAUAUCACAUUAGAACUGGCCAAGACAGGACUCUUACUGGAAGCAGAACUACAAUCAGGCGUACCUGCAUGGCAAGAAUGGGUUUUGAUGGCUGCUAAGCGACGCACGAUUCUUGCCGCACAUAUGUUGAUGUGGGCGUGGUCAUUGAAAAAUAGAUAUCCUCCAUUUGCUUGUUUUGAGAUCUCCUUUAUGCCGACUCCAGCUCCAAAAAUGCUCUGGCACGCACAAAGCGAAGGAUGGGAGAGCCUGUAUAGUAAUAGGUUGAGCGGGUGGCUGGAUGGUGGUCCACAACGUCUCGAAGAACUGAUGGUCAUUGGGCCCGAGAUUGAGAUAGCUCCGCGAUCACAAAGAUGGCUUGAAGAAGCAGAUGAGUUUGGCGUACUUCUCAUGUCCGAAGCUGUCGAAAGAAUAGACAUUAUCAACGACAGCCUCGACAAUUUCGCUCGCAGUACCACUGUCUUGAUUAACGCCGUAGGUCCAUAUUCAUCAUACGGUACACCAGUCCCAGAGUCAUGCGCCAACAACGGCACCAGCUAUCUCGACUUCUCCACCGAAACACCAUGGAUCGAGGAGAUGAUUCGAAAAUAUCAUGCAAAGGCAAAACAAAACUUAGCCAGAAUCAUCCCUGCCAUCGGAAACUCCAGUUCUCCCUCCGCCAUCACCGCAUAUGUGUUGGCAAAGCAACAUCAGAAGCUCUACGGCGCACCAGUACAAGAGAUUCUCAGCUCCUACGACAUGAAGGUCAAUGGCAUGAGCAGCGGCUCCUUAUCUUCUAUGAUCGACGUCGUCUCUCACUACGGGAUCAGUCCCCUACUGUUCCCCAAACCCCAGAGACUCUCCCUUCCCAGUGAAAUUCCACAGACACAUUUGACAAAACCAUUCUUAGGGCACAAAUAUGAUGCCGAUCUCGGUCACCUGGCCACCUCGUUCGGUGCGCCUGGUAACGAAGCGGUCGUCUACCGAAGCCAACAUCUGCAAAAAUCAAUCUAUGACCCGGAAUUCACGUAUCACGAAUUCAUGCCAAUGAGGAGCACCACUCAAGCCAUCAUCACCCACCUUCUGACCAAAUUCGCUAUACUCUUGCUAUGGCUACCACCUUUCAGGGCACUCAUCAACUCUUUCAAACCCGAGCCUGGUACAGGUCCAUCAAAGGAAGUGGCACGGGGAGAAAGAAUCCGAGUCCGCGCCAUCGCAAGGGGCAACAAAUCAGAAAAGCCCUUAACAACGGAAUAUUUGUACGAAGGAUCUAUGUACCAUCACGCUGCUAUGCUCGCAGCGGAAGCGGCGAUGGUUCUGCUGAGUCUCCGGAAAGCCCCGACGGGAAGCAGUCAAAAGGAUGAACAAUUUGGCAUCCUCACACCAAGUUGCCUUGAAAUGCCAUUCGUUGAGAGAUUGAGAAACGCCAGUGUCAAGAUUGACGUGUCGGAAUAA
Messenger RNA from Rhinocladiella mackenziei CBS 650.93, 1671 nucleotides. RefSeq lists its product as uncharacterized. The record is from RefSeq and is a predicted model, not a curated record. Gene Ontology annotation, biological process: glycolipid biosynthetic process. The transcript is spliced from 3 exons. Lineage: Eukaryota; Fungi; Ascomycota; Eurotiomycetes; Chaetothyriales; Herpotrichiellaceae. Bases 1 to 1671 code for a protein of 556 amino acids. Gene Ontology annotation, cellular component: lipid droplet; mitochondrion; plasma membrane.